ACAUCAAAGCUGUAUAUUGUCACCCUGCUUAUUUAACUUAUUUAAGCUCAUCUUAGUAAAGGCGAUACCGCUGUGCGCGUAUUUGCGGAUGACGGCUUCAUGGCACCCUCAAACAGAAGGAAAGCGGAAGAGGCAGGCCGGAAGUGGGAGUGCCGCAGGUAGUUAGCGGCGUCUCAGUUGCCAUGGAGACUGGAAAGCGAGAGCGGCAGUCGGCUGAGUCUGGAUCUUACGCUUUCGCCGGGACAACGUGGACGCCCAGCCCGCGUCUGGCCCGGAUCCGCAGCCCCAGCCAGUCCACCUGGCUCUCCUCCCUCGCCUACUCCGAGUCCUUCCACCAUGGCUUCGGGGGUCGGCGCCACCUCGUCUCGCAGCUCUCGCUCCCGCCGCUCCCCGAGCCGCAACUGCUGCGCUUGCGCCCCACCUCUCUGCGCACCCAAGACAUCUCGUACUUGCUCACCGGCGUCUUCCGCAACUUGUACACCGCCGAGGUGAUAGGGGAGGAGGUGAGCUCGAAUUUGAUCAAGGCCCGCGGCAGCGAGGAUGCGCGGCACGAGGAGUUCGUGGACCAGCUGCAGCAGAUUCGGGAGCUCUAUAAGCAGCGGCUGGAUGAAGUUGAAAUGUUGGAGAGACACAUCAUUCAGGCCCGUGCACGGGCCCUUGCGGAGAAAGAGCGGGCCAUGCACCAGGCCAAAGUACAGUUCCUUGAGCCCUUUAUCAAGAUGCCUCCAGUGAAGACCAUCUUCAGAUGGUGUGUGGACAACGAGUUGCUACGGAAGCACCAUUUGAUCUGCCCGAAUGAUUACUACAGUGACUCAGUGCCAUUUUGUUCUGCACCUAAAGGUGUCUCUGUCCCUGGAUAUUCAAAACAGACAUUUAGUUCUGAGAAACGUUCCAUCCCAAAGAACGAGCUGACCAAGAAGCCCACAUGCAGGAAGAUGUCCUCUCCGUCUGCGGAGGAAACGGACUAUACUAUGGAAAGCCUCACGUGGGACUCGUCUUUUAAGGCCAAACUCACAUCCAGAGCAGCCAUCAAGAAAACAGGUUUACCGAAGAAUAAAAACUGGAUGAACCAUUUGCGGGUGCCCCAGAGGCAGCAGGAGCGGCUUCGGCUUGCCAGGAUGGAGAGUCGGAACCGCUUCCUGAGAAACCCUCGCUUUUUCCCUCCUAACACCCCGUGGGGAGGCAAGUCUCUUCUCUUUCCUCCCAAGAAGCCAGCACGGGUAGGAGACUUCCAGGACAGAGAGCUGGAGGAGAGUUGUGCUGAUACUCCAGUGUUUCUAGCUAAGCCCUCCAUCGGAUUUUUCACAGAUUAUGAAAUUGGACCAGUUUAUGAGACGGUGAUCUCCCUGCAGAACACCACAUCCACCAGCCGCCACCUUCGAGUCCUCCCUCCGUCCACGCCCUACUUUGCCCUGGGACUGGGGAUGUUCCCAGGAGAAGGUGGAAUGGUGGCUCCUGGAAUGACCUGCCAGUACAUUGUCCAGUUUUUUCCCAACUGCCUUGGGGAUUUUGAUGACUUUAUUUUAGUGGAGACCCAGUCAGCACACACGCUCCUGAUCCCCCUGCAGGCCCGGAGGCCGCCCCCUGUGCUGACGUUGUCGCCCGUGCUGGACUGCGGCUACUGCCUCAUUGGGGGCAUGAAGAUAACCAGAUUCAUCUGCAAAAACGUGGGCUUCAGCGUGGGCAAGUUCUGUAUCAUGCCUAAGAAGAGCUGGCCACCACCCAGCUUCAGGGCCGUUGUCACCAUCGGCUUUGUUGAGCAGCCUCCCUUUGGGAUCCUGCCGUCGGUGUUUGAGCUGGCUCCAGGGCAGGCCAUAUUCAUGGAGGUCCUGUUCCUCCCAACCAGCCUGGGAAAGGCAGAGCAGACCUUCGUCAUCGUGUGUGACAACUGCCAGAUAAAGGAGCUGGUGACCACAGGAGUUGGGCAGCUGGUUGCUCUGGAUCUGAUCUAUAUUUCUGGUGAGAAAAGUCAGCCGGAGCCUGGAGAGCUCACAGACUUAACAGCCCAGUACUUCAUACGCUUUGAACCUGAAAACCUUCAGUCCACCGCCAGCAAACUGCUGAUGAUUAGAAACGCCACGCACGUGGAGCUGGCCUUCCACUGGCAGAUCGUGAAGCCCAACCUGCGGUCCCUGAUGCCCGGAGAAACCUACAGCACAGACAGCAUCAAGUACCACCCAGACAGGGAGACAGCCUUCUGCAUCACCCCCAAGAUGGGCGUCCUCAGCCCCCACACGGACCAUGAGUUCAUCCUGAGCUUCUCCCCUCAAGAGCCAAGGGAUUUUCACAGUGUGCUCCAGAUGGUGCUGGAGGAAGUCCCAGAGCCUGUUAGUUUGGACUUGGAAAACUCCAAGGACCCCUCGUACUGCAUGGAUGAUGUGAUCGUCCUGGAAAUCGAGGUGAAGGGCUCAGUGGAACCUUUCCAGGUUCUCCUAGAACCGUAUGCCCUCAUCAUCCCUGGGGAGAACUAUAUUGGCAUAAACGUGAAGAAGAAUUUUAAGAUGUGGAACAACAGCAAGUCAGCCAUCAGGUACACGUGGGGGAAGAUCAGCGACUGUCACAUCAUUGAGGUGGAGCCCUGCACGGGGACCAUCGAGCCUAGCGAGGUCGAAGAUUUUGAGUUGAACUUUACCGGGGGUGUCCCUGGCCCGACGAGCCAGAACCUGCUGUGUGAAAUCAAAGAUUCACCCACGCCCGUGGUGUUGCACAUUGAGGCGGCCUUUAAGGGGCCGGCCCUAGUCAUCGAUGUCUCAGCCCUUCAGUUUGGUUUGCUGCGCCUGGGACAGAAGGCCACCAACUUUAUCCAGAUCCGGAACCUCAGCCAGCUCCCGGCCACGUGGGCCAUGAAGGAGAGCCAGGUCUCCCUGCAAGAAAGGCAAGAAGACGUGUCUCCCUUCGACAUCGAGCCAUCGAGCGGCCAAGUACAGCCGCUGGGGGAGUGCAGAGUGAGCAUCACCUUGGAGGCCCGGCGCUGCCAGCGUCUGCAGACCGUCCUGGAGCUGGAGGUGGUAGACGGGGCCUGGAGCCACCUUCCCGUGUACGCUGAGGUGCAGGAGCCCUACGUGUACCUGCAGAGCAGCCAGGUGGAGGUCCCCAACCUCUACCUGGGCGUGCCCACCAAGAUGGCCAUCACACUCGUCAAUGGCACACUCCUGCCCACCCACUUCCACUGGGGCAAGCUCCUGGGGCUCCAAGCAGACGUCUGCACAGCGAAAGUCUCCCCGAGACGGGGCACGCUGGGCCCCAGCGAGGAGCGCCAGCUCAGCCUGGAGUUGACUGCGCAUACCCUGGAAGCGGUGACCGACGUGGCCCUCCCUUGUGACGUGUCAGGCAUGAGGGAGCCACUGGUUCUGGGCAUCUCAGGGAAACCCCGGGGACUGCAGGUAGCCAUCGGCGUCUCUAAGGAGGAGAGUGAUGACAGUGCUCCCAGCACAGAGCUGUGGCCGGGCCACCCCGAGACACUCCACCUGGACUUCGGCUCAGCAGUGCCACUGCGGACCCGCGUGAACCGCCAGCUCUUCCUGACCAACUGCUCCCCAAUACAGACCCCUUUCACCCUCGAGUUUGAGUACUUCGGGAGCCCUGUGAACAGCCUGAGCCAGAAACCCAGUCCCCCCGACAUGCCUCCCGCCCUGCUGAAGACGGCACGGAUGCGGGAGCUCUUGGCCAAGCGUGAGCAGUGGGAGUUUAUGGAAAGCAUGCUGUCCCAUGGAAAAGGAGCAGCCUUCUUCCCCCACCUCUCCCGGGGCGUGCUGGGCGCCCACCAGAAGCUCAGCAUCGACCUCACUGCCUGCGCCAACAUGUGGGGGGAGUACUGGGAUAGUCUCAUCUGCACGGUGGGAGACUUGCCUCCAGCAGUCAUCCCGGUGCACAUGGCGGUGGUGGGCUGCCCCAUCAGCUCCCAGAGGACCCCCCACUACACCACUGACCAGACCCAGAGGGAGCCCAUCAUCAGGUUCGGCACCCGGGUCUCUGGAGGAGACCAAGUCACCCGGAUCCUUCGCCUGAAUAAUUCCAGCCCCUGUGACAUCCGCCUGGACUGGGAGACCUACACUCCAGAGGAUAGGGAGGACCGACUGCUGGAGCUGCUGGUGUUCUACGGGCCGCCCUUCCCGCUACGUGACCAUGCUGGGAACGACCUCCUAUACCCCGAGACCCCGGAAAGCAGCGGCUCCUUCUGGUCCCCAAGUCCCUCUGAGUCUGAAUCCAGCCGUGAAGCCACCCCAUCUGCCGAGGGCAGCUCCAGUGCCGGCGCCCCCCAGAAGAUCAUCUCGGUCAUCCUGCAAGGGCAUGAGGGGAUGCCCUCUGACCACCUGUUCUCCAUCAGCCCCAAGCAGGUGGUGGUCCCUGCGGGGGGGAGCAGCACCAUCCACAUCUCCUUCACACCCGUGGUGCUGGGCCCCGACGUCCUGCACAAGGUGGAGUGUGUCGGCUACGCCCUGGGCUUCUUGAGCUUGGACGAUGAGGUGGAGAGGGAGCUUCCGGGCCGGAGGCGCCGCCUGCAGGACUUUGCCGUGGGACCCAUGAGGCUGGACCUGCACGGCUACGUCAGGCUGGCGCAGCUGAGCGUGGAGUGGGACUACGGAGGCAGCGUGGUGUUCUGGCAGCAGGCCAGUGACCUCAUCCCCGAGCAGCCCUGCGCUGGGGUGCUGAGUGAGCUGGUGACCACCCGCCACCUGAAGUUGACCAACACCACGGAAAUCCCUCACUACUUCCGGCUCCUGGUCUCCAAGCCCUUCUCCGUUUCUCAAGAGGGGGCGAGCCACAGCCACCGGGCCCUCAACCGGAAGCAGGAGGGUGAGCAGGAGACGGCAGCGAGGGGCAAGCAGCUGGUGCUCCACCCACAGGAGAACACACUGGUGAACGUGUCCUUCUCGCUCUCCCUGGAGCUGCUCUCCUAUCAAAAGCUCCCGGCUGACCAGAUGCUGCCCGGAGUGGACAUUCAGCAGAGCCCGAGUGGAGAGAAGCAGAUGGUGUUCACACAGAACCUGCUGCUGGAGUAUAGCAACCGGACCUCCCAGGUGGUGCCCCUGCGGGCCGUGGUGGCCGUGCCUGAGCUGCAGCUCUCCACCAGCUGGGUGGACUUUGGCACCUGCUUCGUGAACCGGGACCGGGUCCGGGAGGUCUACCUCAUGAACCUGAGUGGCUGCCAAAGCUACUGGGCCGUGCUGACAGGCCAGCAGGAGCCAAACAAGGCCCCCGUGGCCUUCAAGGUCUCCCCAAGCAGUGGGCUGCUGGAGGCACGACCGGUCAACGCACCCCCCACCUCUGUCACCCUCCAAGUUUCCUUCACCGCCAGGAGCUGUGAGCUGUACGAGUCCACGCUGGUGGUGGAAGGCGUGCUUGGGGAGAAGCCGUGCACCCUGCGGCUCCGGGGCUGCGGCUCGUAUGACGAGAGACACGCUUCACCCCUGCACCAGCUCUGAGGCUCUGCCCUCAGCCCCCAGUCCUGGAAAUAAACAUGGCCCGGAGCUCUGGAGCGGUUUACUGGGCACGGGCCUCUGCUGGGGGACCUCUGAACAGCUCCUGG
Messenger RNA from Capra hircus (goat), 5530 nucleotides. RefSeq names its product deleted in lung and esophageal cancer 1 (gene DLEC1). Bases 183 to 5426 code for a protein of 1747 amino acids. NCBI's taxonomy places the organism in Eukaryota, Metazoa, Chordata, Mammalia, Artiodactyla, Bovidae. The transcript has 37 exons. The record is from RefSeq and is a predicted model, not a curated record. Gene Ontology annotation, biological process: negative regulation of cell population proliferation.